AUGGCCACAAAAUCUAGAUCCGUCAAUUCCAAAUUGCAGAGCGUCGGCAGUUCUCGCAAGUGCCUCUGUUCUCCGACCACCCAUCCCGGUUCUUUCCGCUGCAGUUUUCACCGGAACCGCCGCAAGGCCUCCGCUAGGUCAUCGUCAUCAUCUAUUACUGCCAUUACCAGUGCGCAGUUGGAGCUUACGGUGUACGCGAAGGCCAAUGCGGUGAGGGCGUUUCUUCUGCACAUCAUCAGGCCGUCCAGUAACGAUCUUCAGCGGCGGAGGAAUUUUCAUCCCAGUCCUUCCAGGUUUUGCUUGAUGAACAAACACGGAACCGGAUUGGCCGUUUCUUGA
This is a messenger RNA of Cucurbita pepo subsp. pepo (vegetable marrow), 339 nucleotides long. RefSeq lists its product as uncharacterized. The record is from RefSeq and is a predicted model, not a curated record. Lineage: Eukaryota; Viridiplantae; Streptophyta; Magnoliopsida; Cucurbitales; Cucurbitaceae.